AAAAAAAUGGCAAAGCUUCAAAAUUUCUCAAAUUAAACAAUCUCUUUUAGUUAUUCCCCCUUCUUCUUCGUAAUCGCCGCCGGCUUAUGCUGUUUCCGAUUGUUAUCUCCGGUGUAUCUCCGGUGAUCUCUUCCACGACGAAUUUAUAAUUACUAUGAAGAGCAACUCCAAAAUCAACAACGGAGAUAAUCAUAAUCAAACGAAGAAUAAUGGUACUAAUGGCUUUUUGCCUAAUUCGUUAAAAUUCAUCUCUACUUGUAUCAGAACUGCUUCUUCCGGUGUUCGCUCAGCUAGCGCCUCCGUCGCUGCUUCUCUCUCUUCUGAUUCUCAUGAGCUUAAAGAUCAGGUGUUGUGGUCUUCAUUUGAUAGAUUGCAUACAAGUGAAUCGUCUUUCAAGAACGUUCUUUUACUAGGUUAUACGAACGGGUUUCAAGUUCUUGAUAUCGAUGAUGCAAGUGAUGUUACCGAAUUUGUGUCGAGGCGGGAUGAUCCGGUUACGUUUUUACAGAUGCAGCCUUUACCUGCUAAAUGUGAUGGAGUUGAAGGAUUUAGAUCAUCACAUCCUAUACUUUUAGCUGUUGCUGAUGAGGCUAAAGGUUCAGGUCCUAUUGUUACUGGUAGAGAUGGAUCGGUUAGAAAUGGUUAUGAGGAUCCUCUUGCACUCUCUCCCACGGUUGUGCGGUUCUAUUCGCUUAGAUCUCAUAACUAUGUUCAUGUUUUGAGAUUUCGAUCUACUGUUUAUAUGGUUAGAUGCAGUCCUCGGAUUGUCGCUGUUGGUCUUGGUUCGCAGAUAUACUGUUUUGAUGCUCUAACUCUUGAAAACAAAUUCAGCGUCCUGUCGUAUCCUGUACCUCAGCUUGGAAACCAAGGGAUAUCUGGGGUUAAUGUCGGAUAUGGUCCAAUGGCUGUCGGACCUAGAUGGUUAGCUUAUGCUUCCAAUAGUCCUUUGUCUUCUAGUAUAGGUCGUCUGAGCCCUCAGAAUGUUACUCCUCCUGGCAUCAGUCCAUCUACGUCUCCAAGUAAUGGUAAUCUAGUGGCAAAAUACGCUAUGGAAUCUAGUAAGAAUCUGGCAGCUGGGUUACUCAAUUUGGGUGACAUGAGUUACAAAACUAUAACUAAAUACUGUCAAGAUCUCAAGCAUGAUGGUCCUGGCCCUUCUCUUUCGUCAAGUCCUGGACGGAAAGUUGGUCGGCUUGCAUCUCAUUCCGCAGAGUCAGAUGUUGUUGGAACGGUAAUUGUCAAAGAUUUUGAGUCCCGAGCUAUUAUAGCACAAUUCAGGGCUCACACUAGUCCAAUUUCUGCUCUCUGUUUCGACCCAAGUGGCACUCUACUAGUAACAGCCUCAAUCCACGGUAACAAUAUUAACGUUUUCCGGAUUAUGCCGUCACCUAAAAAGAAUGGACAAGGUGCUCAAAGCUAUGAUUGGAGCUCCUCCCAUGUGCCUCUUUACAAACUACAUCGUGGCAUGACAUCAGCUGUAAUACAAGAUAUUUGCUUUAGUAGCUACAGUCAGUGGAUUGCAAUUGUUUCAUCUAAGGGCACCUGCCAUAUUUAUGUUUUGUCCCCGUUCGGCGGAGAAAAUGUUCUUGAAAUACGGAACUCUCAAUUCGAUGGACCAACGCUUGCUCCAACAUUGUCCCUGCCAUGGUGGUCGAGUCCGUCGUUUAUGACCACCCAUUUUUCAUAUCCACCACCAGCAUCGGUUACUCUCUCUGUGGUUAGCCGAAUUAAAUGCAACAAUUUCUUCCAUGCUGCAAGUUCCGUUGUAGGAAAACCGACCUUCCCCUCUGGCUGUCUUGCUGCUGUUUUCCAUCAAUCUGUGCCACAUGAAUCGCAGUCGUCAUCUCAUGCCUUGGACUACUUACUGGUUUACACCCCAUCAGGUCAUGUAGUUCAAUACAAACUCAUUCCAUCUCUUGGAGGAGACCAGGCUGAGAGCAAUACGCGAAAUGGAGCAACUUCUGUACUGACCUCUGAAGAGGAACUGAGAGUGAAAGUUGAACCAGUUCAGUGUUGGGAUGUCUGUCGAAGAGCUGAUUGGCCAGAGAGAGAGGAGAACAUAUGCGGGCUUACUUAUGGUGGACGAAAAAAUGCUGAGUUAAUUGUUGAUAGCUCUGAUAGUGAAGAUCAAACAAAGCCUCUGGAGAAACACCAUGUUUAUCUUGCCAAUGCAGAGGUGCUGAUAAACUCCGGAAGAAAACCAAUCUGGCAAAAUUCAGAGAUAUCUUUCUAUCCGAUGUUUCCUCCAAACUCUGAUGGCAAGAACCUGAAUUCGCAUCAAGGUGGCGGUGAGACAGAAAUCGGGAAGGUAUCUGCGAAUGAGGUUGACAUUAGGCGGAAGGAUUUGCUGCCGGUGUAUGAUAAUUUUCACAGUGUGUAUACCAGUAUGCGCAACAGAGGAUUUUCUGGGGAAAGAGAUUCAGAUUCUUCUUCUUCUUCUGAUCCCGGACAAGUUAAAGAAAUACAUCCAUUCAAUGGUAUGGCUUACCCCGAGGAUGUGGAAAGUAGAGGAAGUGCCCAUUUUGCACUAUCUCCAAACCAAAAUCCUCAUACCGGGAUUGUAACAUUUAAACAGCCUGUUGUUUCCAUUUCUUCUGCUGUGAAAGACACUGAUUAUAUAGACGAUGAUCAUCUCUUGCCAAAGAACGCCUCCCUGCCCGCUGAAACAAGAAUUGAAAACAGCAGCGGGAUAAGUGGAGAUUCAAAUGUAAGUUCUAACCGUUCUGAUAUGAGCAUGAAUGCAGCUGACGAGGGUGAAGGACCCAUUGAUGGCUCCCCAAAUUUCGAGCAGUUUUUCAAGGAGGUGAUCUCCAAUGAAACUGUUACAGAAACUGAGCAUCAGGAUGCUCCAUCUGAUCAAGGAAAACUCGAUGAAGAUGACGAGGAUGACAUGCUUGGUGGUGUUUUCGCUUUCUCCGAAGAAGGUUGAGUUUAGUUAAAUCCAUGGCCAAAGCUCUAAUGGAGAAGGGUUCACUUGCUAAUCCCGUUUGCUGCAACUUACUCACUGAUGAUCUUAAUACCCUGAAAAAAAACAUUUAAAAUCAAUUUCUUUUAUCAUCUGUUUCUGUAAAUGCUUGUAAAUGAAUUGUUCAUUAUCAA
Messenger RNA from Arabidopsis arenosa, 3099 nucleotides. The record is from the annotation of a GenBank genome assembly. Lineage: Eukaryota; Viridiplantae; Streptophyta; Magnoliopsida; Brassicales; Brassicaceae.